Molecule: messenger RNA, 686 nt
Organism: Orussus abietinus
Lineage: Eukaryota; Metazoa; Arthropoda; Insecta; Hymenoptera; Orussidae
Product: ejaculatory bulb-specific protein 3-like
Exons: 3
Coding region: 203-580 (125 amino acids)
Source: RefSeq, a predicted model, not a curated record
CAAAAAACAAUAUAAAGAUCACCGAUUCUCUCGCGAGUGGCGCAAUUAAUUCGUUGACCCUGUAAUUGUAACUCGGCUGCCGAAAGAAAUUCGGCAUCCUCUGCGACGCCAUCGGAAAGUUCCUUCCAACAGGUGUCAGGACCACAGGACAUUUGUCCUGAAUUUGUCAUUUGUAGGAAAACGUCUACGGACUCGCAGAAAUAUGGAAUUUGGCAUUCUGCUGGGGCUACUUCUAAUCGGUAGUGGCAUGAUUCUGGCAGAGGAUUCUUACUCCACCAUGUACGACCACGUUAACGUGGAAGCCAUUCUUUUCAAUGAACGAGUUUUUAAGCAGUACAUGGCUUGUUUGUUGGACAGAGGACCUUGUACACCCGAAGCACAUGCACUAAGAAAUGUACUACCAGAUGCUCUUGCAACCAACUGCAUAAAAUGUAAUAAUCGCCAGAAGGAGAUUGCAAAAACAGUAAUGGCGCACUUGAGAUACCACCGACCGGAAGUCUGGGACUUGUUUGUGCAGAAAUAUGACCCUGAGGAGGUGUAUGUGGAAUCCUUCGCGAAGUUCCUUGAAGAGGACAGAUGAUCAGGGAGAAGAGGAUGGAUCUAACCUGCGAGGAUUACGUGAACUGAAACCACAAAACAGGACCGACUAUGUCGUGACAAUAAAGUCCUUACAAUGAUGAAGUAAA